CAUGCCUGAAUCAACUCGAACAACACUCAAGGUGCGCGGUGUAUGUGCAGCGGCCAAUGUCGAAGAGCUAUAGUGCAACGGCUUGAUGAGACCGCACGGCGCUUCCCUUUUUAUGUCGAGUAUCGACGCGCUUUGCACGUUGUGAUACUAACGACGUGCAUCUCAUCACGCUAUGGUUGCUCGGGCCUCGUCCUCCGCACAAGCUAGGGCAUCUGUCGAUCUCACUUGAUCCACCCCAGACUCGGGCCUAUGAGGCCGAUGGCGCCACUUUUCGCCAUGUUAGGGUUCAACGUAACCGGCCAAGUGCAGGGCGUCUUCUUCAGGCGGACCACCAUCACGACCGCCCAGAGCCUAUCGCUGCACGGCUGGGUGAUGAAUGUCGCAGACGGAUCAGUUAUCGGCCAAGCGCAAGGGCUGAAGGAGAAUCUGGACCAGUUAGUGGAAUACCUGCAUCGAGGUCCUCCCACCGCACACGUCGAGCAUGUAGAGAUCCAGGAGAAGGCAGACAAUCCCGCACUAUAUGAGCGGGAGUUUGGCCCGCGAAAGUGAGCUUGGGCUGAGACCAAGCACCUCAUAUCGCUCCAUGCACCUGUUGGUAAUCCAUGGAUUCGAGCUUUGAGCACUCAAUGUAAUAGGAUGAAAUCUGGA
Molecule: messenger RNA, 648 nt
Organism: Tilletiaria anomala UBC 951
Lineage: Eukaryota; Fungi; Basidiomycota; Exobasidiomycetes; Georgefischeriales; Tilletiariaceae
Product: Acylphosphatase
Exons: 2
Coding region: 277-549 (90 amino acids)
Molecular function (GO): acylphosphatase activity
Source: RefSeq, a predicted model, not a curated record